GGUUUGGGGCUCGCGGGGGGAACCCCCCUGGGUUCGGCGUCUGUUGGGCCGGUACCUGAGCGCACUGCCGCGAGGAACCCCGGUCCCGGGCUCGGGCUGCCCCGGAAAUGCUUUCAGCCGGCACAAACAUGGCUGCGGCCCUGCGAGCUGCGGGCGCCCUGUUCCGCUGUCCGUCAGUGCAUGGCAGCUUGAGGGCCCAUCAGCCAUGGAGGUGCCAGUCGGGUACAGCCGCCGCCGCCGCCGCCGUGGAGACAACCCAGCGUGCCCAAAGUACAAAACCUCAAGUUCAGCCGGAGAAGAGGAAGCCAAAAACUGGAAUAUUGAUGUUAAACAUGGGAGGCCCUGAAACCCUCGGAGAAGUUCACGACUUCCUUCUGAGGCUCUUCUUGGACCGCGACCUCAUGACACUUCCUGUGCAAAGCAAACUGGGGCCAUUCAUCGCCAAACGCCGGACCUCCAAAAUUCAAGAGCAGUACCGCAGGAUUGGAGGCGGCUCCCCCAUUAAGAUGUGGACCUCCAAGCAAGGAGAAGGCAUGGUGAAGCUGCUGGACGAGCUGUCCCCUCACACAGCUCCUCACAAAUACUAUAUUGGAUUCCGGUACGUCCAUCCUUUGACGGAAGAAGCCAUUGAAGAGAUGGAGCGGGACGGCCUGGAGCGGGCGAUUGCUUUCACACAGUACCCACAGUACAGCUGCUCUACCACCGGCAGCAGCUUAAAUGCAAUUUACAGAUACUACACUGGAGCGGGCAAGAAGCCUGCCAUGAGGUGGAGCACUAUUGACAGGUGGCCCACACACCCCCUCCUCAUCCAGUGCUUCGCAGACCACAUUCUGAAGGAACUGGACCAGUUUCCCCCGGAGAAGCGAAGCGAGGUGGUCAUUCUGUUCUCCGCGCACUCCCUGCCGAUGUCAGUGGUCAACAGAGGGGACCCCUAUCCUCAGGAGGUGGGCGCCACCGUGCACGGAGUCAUGGAGCGGCUGGGUUACUCCAACCCCUACCGGCUGGUUUGGCAGUCCAAGGUCGGUCCCAUGCCCUGGCUGGGGCCUCAGACGGACGAGACCAUCAGAGGGCUCUGUGAGAGGGGCAGGAAGAACAUCCUCCUGGUUCCCAUCGCGUUUACCAGUGACCACAUCGAGACGCUGUACGAGCUGGAUAUCGAGUACUCGCAGGUCUUAGCCAAGGAGUGUGGAGUUGAAAACAUCAGAAGAGCAGAGUCUCUUAAUGGAAAUCCGCUGUUCUCUAAGGCCCUGGCUGACCUGGUGCAUGCGCACAUACAGUCAGACGAGCUGUGCUCCAAGCAGUGGACCCUGGGCUGCCCGCUCUGUGUGAAUCCCGUCUGCAGGGAGACCAAGUCCUUUUUCACCAACCAGCGGCUGUGACCUGGGCUGGCCGAGGGCCACCUCCAGAGACCUGUGAUAUGGCACUGAGAGAUCAAGGAAGUCAUGUGACACACACAAGGGGUCUCCAGAAGGUUCAGGGAAUGUGCCUGUUACAAAAAACUAUGCAUGGAUUUCGAAACUUUUUUUUUUAACCAAAGCAAACUUACUUCCAUUUUCCCAUGAGCUUUGUGAGGUGCCCUGGUGUGUGGCCCUUGGGUGCACACUGCUUCCCAGAGGGCCCAGCUCUGAAGUCCUUCCUGCCGAGUGUGUGUGUGUGUGUGUGCGCGUGUUCUAUUUUUGUCGCCCUCUGCAGGAGGCCUCUAUGCCCCCCUCUCUGGGUACAGUUACCCCUCUGGAAAGCCCACCAGGACAUGCUGAGAGUGAGCUGUUAAACUGACGCCAGGCUCACCAAUCUUAAACACAGAGUUUACUCUUACUGUCCCAAACUUCCUGCCCAGGUAAAGAGAAUCUCCUUUGUGGGCUGUCAGUAUGAAUGGAUCUGUUUGCAGCCUUGUGCCCAUAGCUAUAGUUUUAAGAAUGAACGUAGCUGGGGCUGGCGCCGUGGCUCACUAGGUUAAUCUUCCGCCUGUGACGCCAGCAUCCUAUAUGGGCGCCGGGUUCUAGUCCCGGCUGUCCCCCUUCUAGCCCAGCUCUGUGCUGUGGCCCGGGAAGGCAGUGGAGGAUGGCCCAGGUGCUUGGGUGCCUGCACCCACAUGGGAGACCAGUAAGAAGCACCUGGAUCUGCUCAGCACCAGCCAUAGUGGCCAUCUUGGGGGGGGCGGGGUGAACCAACGGAAGGAAGACCUUUCUCUCUGUUUCUCUCUCACUGUCUAUAACUCUGUCAAAUAAAUAGAAAAAAAAAUUAAAAAGAAUAAACAUAGCUGAGUUUAUGAAACAUAACUUGACAAAAGAAUGUAACCCAUUUUUCCCUGAGCCCAGGGUGGCAGGAGGCUGGUGAGGCAGUUUGGUUGCCUUUGAUGGCUGCUUUAGCCAGUGAGACCACCAUUUGCUGGUCACAUUGGCAUCUCUACCCUAGAACUGAAUCAAGUGCAGCUCUCAGAGGUGCUUCGUGGCCGCGCCAGCACGCAGGGCUAAUGACCGUGUCAGCCACUCAUGCUUCGGUAGGAGUCUGGUGCCAAGUGAAGGGGGCUUCGUCCACUGUUCCUGUCCCCCCGGACAGGGCUGCUGGGAAACGCUUCACAGUGGGAUCCAUCUUUACAUCUCCCGCCCUGGUGAGCCUCCCAGCCAGGGGCUUCGGGCCCUGCUGUCUGCACACUGGCUCCUGGAUUAUUUUAUGGAGUCAACUGUAUUUUGUAAUCUUGAAUUCCUUCUGAGUUUACAAAUUUUCAUUAAUGAAAAUUACACAGCUACACAACAGGACAUUUGAAAAAAUACAGUAAAGAAAAAAACCGCUCUAAUGCAGCUCACUAUUGUAUGACUGGGUUUCCUGCCAGUAGUGCCCUGUGGAUAUUUUCAAUGGCAUUAUCACCUUGAACUUGUGAGUGAAAAGUUACUCUAAAAAUGUAGAAAUAAUACCAGAUCAGAAUUUGAUCUUCUAUAUUUGGAUUUAAAUGGAUUAAAAAUCUCUGAUGGAACCAUGAA
Molecule: messenger RNA, 2981 nt
Organism: Lepus europaeus (European hare)
Lineage: Eukaryota; Metazoa; Chordata; Mammalia; Lagomorpha; Leporidae
Gene: FECH
Product: ferrochelatase
Exons: 11
Coding region: 108-1379 (423 amino acids)
Biological process (GO): heme biosynthetic process
Molecular function (GO): protoporphyrin ferrochelatase activity
Source: RefSeq, a predicted model, not a curated record